CGCUUCAGCAGCCGACUCGGCUUCCUGGCAGCCCGGACGCCGCUUCUCCCGGGCUCCCGGUCUCGACUCCGCGGAGGGAGAGGAAAUGAGUGCGGCGGCGGCGCCCGAGCGGGGCUGGAAGAGCGAGAAAGUGGACGAGGCUCAGGCCCUGGCGCGGAGUUGCGCUGCCCGCAGACCUGACUUCCAGCCGUGCGAUGGGCUCUCCAUCUGUGCCACGCACAGCCAUGGCAAGUGCUUCAAGCUGCACUGGUGCUGUCACCUAGGAUGGUGUCACUGCAAAUACGUGUAUCAGCCUAUGACCCCCGUGGAACAGCUUCCGAGCACGGAGAUUCCUGCGAAGCCUCAGGAACCCACAAAUACCAUUCAGAUCUCAGUCUCACUCACCGAACACUUUCUGAAAUUUGCAUCUGUCUUCCAGCCUCCCCUCCCACCUGAUUCACCAAGGUACUGUGUGAUCUCAGACCUCUUUAUUGACAACUAUCAGGUUAAAUGUAUCAAUGGGAAGAUGUGUUAUGUGCAGAAGCAGCCGGCACCGCAUUCUCACAAAAUGAGCCCUGAGGAGGUCUCUGCACACGAUGCCUUAAUUUCAAAAGAGAGUAAUACACCAAAAAUAGAUCACUGCUCUUCUCCCUCAAGUUCUGAGGACUCUGGGAUCAAUGCAGUUGGGGCUCACUAUGUGGAAUCCUGUGAUGAGGACACAGAAGAAGGAGCAGAACUGAGUUCAGAGGAAGAUUACAGUCCAGAGAGCAGCUGGGAACCGGACGACUGCACCCUUCUCUCCCCAUCGCAGUCCGAUCUGGAGGUGAUCGAAACAAUAGAAACCACCGUGUGAGCUUCCGGGCAGGAAGACACAUCCUCUGAUCCACACUGAGCUUUCUUGUACUUUCAUCUGAUGGAUCCUUUUUCCAGUGCAGUUGGUAUUUUCUACCUGUCUCUAAUAACCAUAGCAGUUCAGUGGUCUGCUGAUUAGCUUCACUCUUGAAUUAGUCUUAUAACUCAGAUUUUUUUUCUUAUAAACGGUUUUCUUUUGUAUCUUGACUUACUUUCUAUGUAGCAUCUGGUGUCAUUAAUUGUGACCCAGCCUUAAUUUCACAGGGAACUUUGCAAGUGAUGAAGCGAUGAUCACAGAGUGUCAUGCAUCAGGUUGAGGAGCUGCCCAGAGUGAAGGAGACCGCAUUUUCUAAAUAGUCAGUUCUUCACAGAACAACUCUUGGCGUUACUUUUGGAGUACUGACAGGCACCCUUACUGCCCUGCUGGCCCCAUAUGGGAAUCAGCUUACGUGAGGGGAACAAAGUGCGCACUGGUAGAUGCCAUUCUGUCCCUUUUACCUGCUCCCCACCAUCUGCAUGGGGCUCGGCCAGUGUUGCCUGGGUUACUUCUAGGAGGGUACCGGAGGCCAGCUUGGCUCCUCGUAGUGACCAGUGUCUGCGCAACCUUCCAUGCCCUGGGGUGGAGCCAGACCUUCAUUUAAGAGGAGGCGACAUCUUCAAUUUCAUGCUCAAUCCGGCUUUAGCUGAGCACCUACACUCUGCAGAGUGCUCUGGGGAUAUAGAAUGAAUAAGACCUGACUCCCCAUGAAGCGGGACCCACUGUCCAACAUGGGAGAUACCAUAUGCAGGUCACAGUGCCCAGAAUACUCUGGGAACCCAGGAGAAGGAGAGAUGUACCUGGCUUCUAGCUGGGGAAUGCGUUGUAGCAUUUGGGUGGGUUCCCCAACAUUUCCCUGCUUUUCUUAAUUGUUCUUCAAAUCUGGGGAAAACUUUUAGGAAGUUAUGUAUUAUAUAAGUAUUAUAUUUAGGAGGCGACCACAUCUGACAUCUUAAGGGAAAAACAGUAAUAGUUGUAGUUAGCAUGGAAAUGCUAAGAACAGUCCUUUAGGGAUUAGGAAUGAAUCUAAUAGGUUUGGUUAAUUCUGCUUCAUUUGGUUGUAUGAAGCAUUAGAAUGGUUUAGGCGAGAAAUGGGUUAGAAUUCAGUAUAAUGCAUGGGUUUUUUAUGCACAUGCAAAUGCAGUCGAAAUAGUUUGCUGCUAAGUCAGGAGAAUAUAUUUUGUGUAAUAUUCAUUUGCUUUACUACAGUAAUACUCGUAGUCUGUUGUACAUGGUCUCUUUCCUCACACACGCAGAUAAGUGAAUAAUUCUUAUUUUGCUCUCUUCAGAAUUCUACUCCUGAUCUCCAUUUACACCAGGUGUUCUUGUGCGAGUCGGUUAUCUGCCAGUUCUCCAGAUCUACUCUUCGUGAGGCAGAGUUAAGAAUCCAGGAAAUUUAAAUAUGGCCUAAUGAAACUAGAACUAUCAAAGUUGGAGAUAGAGAACUAUUUCGUGUAUUUUAACUGUCCGUGAGUGUGCUCCUGUGGCAUCAUCUUGUGCUCUGUCAUCAUUCUGGCACGUCACUCCUAAGUUUGUAUUUUAAGAAAUGAGAAGAGGCCUGUUCUGUUCUUCCCUGAAGCCUCCAUAGGCUUCCUUCACAAAUCACUCUAGGCCGAAGCUGCUCUUCUAGGUGUAUGUGCAGUUUGAGUGAUUGGCUGGACACUUUGUUAGGUUUAGGUACCCAAAACAUCCACAGGGUUUAGAAAGCAGAGUGUACAUAUUCCUUUGAGAACAAUGUUAGGUAAAACUUUCUACACUAGAUGAAAAUGCAGCAUGAAGUUUUCACUUAUUGAAAUGUAAGGACUCAGCAAGUCAAACCAAUAAGGUGGGGAGAGGAACUCCAGGAACAGCAGGGCACAGGAGAGGACGGGUCGGGCGGGAGUGCAGAAAGGGGCUUCCCCAUCUGCCUGGCCCGCCCAGGCCAGGGGGCUAGGGACAGACAUGUGAUCAGCUCUGCCUGAGGCUCUCGGUGCCUCUUGUGAUUGAGUGGCCAGCCGAAGGGGAGCUUGGGAGCCAGAAGCCAUGCAGUCAGCCAUCACCUAUCUAGGUUGAUGACAGUGGCACUGUGGCCCUGCGUACACCCAUCCCCGUGGGUGAGCUCACUGAAUCCCCUGGUAGGCAUACGGAGGGUCUUUUUUCUCUACAUCAUUCCUAUCAGUUCUCUACUCCGGGCCCUAAUGGAUAGGUGCAUUCCUAUCCAUUAGAAUAAUUGGAGACCACCACCAGGUCACAGGACCACGUUUCUGAAGCUGGCUGUGUCAGGGUUGGGCCCAGUAUCAAUAAUAUCUAUGACUUUUGCCUAGGUUCCUGUUUUUUAAACUUGCGAACUGCCAUUCAGAUUAGCCACAAUUUUAAUGGAAUUUUUGGAUUUAAUAAUGAUUGAUAACACUUUAAAUAUUUGCACAAGCUCUUUAUAAUGAAAAACUCACUAAGCUUCACUUACUAUGAUCUAUUUUGUAGAACUGGAGAUGUUCCAUUGGAUUCUAAAUAUCAGAUGCUCCUGGAUCUCAAAAUAACCUUUUCUAAACAAGCACAAGCAAGAAUUUCUUUUGUCCUAGCACUGUUAAUAUUAAAUUCUCUAGAAAAUCAUGUACGAUUGAACCAGAAUUGUUUCUUUACGCUUGCAUUCCAAAAACAACUGAUAAGGAUAUAAAAAUGUGUAGUUUCAACUUAAAUUCUAGGCCUGUUCUAUAUAUAAAAGAAUUUCUCUGUAAUCCUGAUAUUAUAUUGCUCACUUGUAUAAACAUAUUUAUAGGCACUUUAGAAAAUGUUUAGACUGCAAUGUGUAUUAUAGACACUGGACACAGUCGUGUUAAGUAGCCUUUUGGUUAAUACUUGUACAUUGAGAGAUAUGAAAGCUUUAAACUUGGACCAGCUGGCGUGCUCACCUGAACAAAGGGUUGGGCUACGUGGAUGGAGAAAACUGCUUUCUUGGGCUUUUGUAGAAACUUGGCACCAUUCCUACUUUUUGAAAGUUGUAAAAGCUAUUAGGUAGAAGAUACAAAAUAAGCGCUGUGAGGAAUUCAGCUUUCUUAUCUCACUAAGAUUUAUUUCAGAAUUUUUAAGUUUCAAAUAUGCUCAAAACUUUUCUGAGAAAUGAUACAGCAAUUAAAGUGUUUUGUCAUUAUAACUACUUGGUACAUUAACAAAUAAGGCUUUCCAAUCAACUCUAGAUAUUUUUUUACCUCGUAAUUUUCAAGAUUCGAAAAGAGAAUUUGAGGAAAAACCCUAAAGACAAACAGUUGCUUUCCUGAAAAGGAAAAACUUGUAGUUUAAGGAAAAACUUGUAGUUUAAGGAAAAACUUGUAGUAUUUUGUAAUACUAUACAAAAUAAAAUAAAAUAGACCACCCAAACCAGAGCCAAACCAUAGAAGUGUUGCCCUGAAGUACUUUUUGGAUUCAGUCUAGGAUGUGAUUGUCUUGGGGGUGGUGGUUUUAUUUCUUACCCUCUACUUCCUGGCCUGAUUGAAGCAUCACAGUUCUUUCUGAACCUAUCGGAAUAGACUCCUUUUAUGCACUUUUCUCUCUGGGUAGUAGGAUGCAACCAGAUAAUUUAGAAAGGUGUGAACAUAUCCAGAUACAUUUGACGAUAUAAAUACUACUAAAGAAAAAAGCGUAAGUUAAAAUAAUAUUUAUACAGUCAGUUCUUGAUUUUUCCGUCGUUUGCAACAUUUUAUUGCAACAGUUUGGCUUUUUACAUGAGGAAAACAAAAUUUUAACCGUUAUCUUUCCUACACCCCUCUCCAGAGGAGAUAUGAACCAGAAUUAAGGACGUCAGUUGUAUUUCAGGCUUUUUAGAAAGUAGUAUGUGAUUGUGUCUUUUCUCACUGAGGAGAAGGGGAGAAGGGAAUGGGAGUUCUGCUGACUUCAUCAGUACUGUCAUUCUAGGAAUGUCAGUAUUUUCUCACAUCCAAAUAAGUACAAAGACACUUCUCAAAAUUAAUUUUGGAAUUAUUUACCUUUUCAAAAUUUUACGCUCCCUUUCAAUAUUAUGGAUAAUUGAGAGUUGACUGUAUUAGGAAAGGGCCACGUUUCUAUUCGUGCUUUGAGUUCUAAUCUGUUAAGAUCGAAGCAGUGCUCUCUUAAUAGUCCGAACAAGUCUGAAAGCAAAUCAUCGCUAGACGUUUUAAUAUUGAGCUUCCAUAUCAUUGUGUUCAUAUACACUUUUUUAAGGCUGUUUAUACCUUGCAGUAUUCACUUACUGUGCUAUUUUUUAAACCUCUAUUUUAAAGUUUUAAGCACAACGUCGACCAUUCUGUAAUUUCCUACAAUUAUAUUGUUUUCCUACUGACAGCUCAACUUUCCUUUAUGUAUAAUACUUUAGGAAAAUACUACCUUGUAAAAUAAAUGUGAUUUUUUUUCUUUUGUACCAACACAAAUUUGAUGUUUUGGAUUUUGGAAUAUUCUCUUCUUGCAGUCCCCCCUUUUGACAGGUUCUGUCUGAUUUAAGUAACAAUACAGUGUGAGCUAAACAAAACAAAACCAACAUUGUAAAAAUGUGAAACAUUUAUAUUGAGUGCUCACCUUGUACCAGGAAAUAAGCAGUUUACAUCUUUAUUUGAACUUUACAGAAACUUUAUGAAGUACAGGUAAGUGUUAUACAUAACAUACACUAAUGGUCAUCACUCAUAAUAACUCUUAGACCCCUUCGUAAUAAGAACUUUUUCAUUGGGUACAUUAGGUUUAUACAAAUAAAACUUACAUUCCCCCACAAACAGUAUUUCACACAAAGCCACAAGCUUUGUAUUCAGUUCAUAAAUGCCAUGUAAGACAGUUCUACCCACAAGUAGGUCCUUGCGGGUGCGGCCACUUGGUCACCGAGGUUCACGGUCCAGACCUCAGCCUGGCAAAUCCAGGAGAUCAAUUUUACUUUCAGCACACCCAGAAAAGAACAGCUUCCGGAGUUGACUUUUUUUUGAGUAACCUCAUUGGACACUGCUAAAUAAAUUAUUAGUAACAAUGAUAUCAUUGUUAGUAUUAUUAAUAACCAUAGCUCAACAACUACCUUACUGCUUUCUAUGAGUAGUAAUCAUCACAGCAACCCUCUGAGGGAGAUUUCAGCAUCCCCACCUCACAAGCCAGGAAAAGAACUCAAGAAGUAAACAUUUGUGUCCCACGUGGCACAGCUUGUUAAGGAGUCAGGAUUUGAACCCAGUUACUUUGGCUCUAGAGCUCACGAUGUUGGCCCUUUGCCUGUGUUGUCCACUCUUGUAAGCACCCUUCCCACCGUCACGAUACUUGGGGGCUGAGUCAGGAAGCUGCUUAGUGAGCCUGAGAGGAGAGCAGCACCUGUUCCAUUCCUGUCCCCAACCCAGCGAACACCUUCCCACAGGCUCAUGCCUCCCCCAGGGUGGCUGUUCUCCAGGCAGUGUUGGGUAACACCCACAGGCUUCCUUCCUCUUUCUUCCUUUUCUGUGCUCCACACAGACCUU
Messenger RNA from Pteropus alecto (black flying fox), 6300 nucleotides. RefSeq names its product chromosome unknown C3orf70 homolog (gene CUNH3orf70). The transcript has 2 exons. The record is from RefSeq and is a predicted model, not a curated record. NCBI's taxonomy places the organism in Eukaryota, Metazoa, Chordata, Mammalia, Chiroptera, Pteropodidae. Bases 86 to 832 code for a protein of 248 amino acids.